AUGAAAGUCUCACGUUAUAUCAGCUCGAGGCAGAAAUCAUGCCAGCAAUGUUCAAAUUCCAAAACCAAGUGCGAUCGCAAGCAGGGGCGAUGCACCAGAUGCACCCAACGAAACCUCUCAUGCGUAUACCCUAGGUCGAAUCCAUCGGAGAGCACCCGGCUCGAGAGCUCAAUUAGUGACGGAGGCACAUUUGUCUCAACCUCGAGGCCCGAUGCAUCAUUCCCCGGCCCCAACUCCGACCUGUCAAUCAACGCCGAGAGUACAAAUCCGACUUUGCCAGAGCAUAUCGUGGACACACAGACUAUCAUCAAUGAUGCAGGCUCCGUUAUGUCUUCCAUUCCGUCUAUUUCCACGCCUGAAUCUCGUCUUCUAAGACAUCUGGGUUCAAGUUCCCUGGGCGAAGUACCCGAGAAGCCAGACAUUUUCAACUUCUCCCGUCUGGAUUUGAUCUGUCCCAUCAAUGUCGACGACAUCAGUAACCGCUGGUUGAACCCUUAUAUUUCUGGUGCCGAGCCGGCAAUCAAGAAGUAUCCAGCCACCGUCACUCGCUUCAUAUACCGAGUUUUGAAGUCAUACGCAGCCGUGGCGGCUCGUGGCCGUGCUACACUCCCAUUCAUUCAUCCCACACAGAUGAAGGAACCCCGCACGCAUCUUGCCACAUGUCUGAGCUUAGUCCGAAUAAGUGUAAAUCCAUUACCAGGAAGUGAAGACGCUGCCGUUAUUGUUCUUCAACGCGAGAUGGAGAACAUAGCGAAAGAGCACACAAACUAUGAUGACAUGUCGCUACUCGCUGCGUUUCAGGCCUACCUCAUAUACACCAUGAUUCUGUUCUUUCGGCUCAGUCAGGGCACUAGCCCAUUCUUCCGAGGUGCGAUGAUGACUCUUCAGGAAGUUGCUUCCUUGUCAUCCCGCAGAGGAUUAGUCUGUACGGCCGAUGCAGCUCAUACACGUCCAAGAUGGGAAGAAUGGAUCGUGGCUGAGGCGAAGCGGCGCACGCUAUAUGUGAUGUACCUUUUCGAUAGUGUACUCUCAGCUCACGAGAAUCUCCCUACUUUCCUCGGCACCGAGCUACGUGGCCUUCCUGCACCAUCGAAUAAGUCAUUGUGGCAAGCGUGCAGCCGAAGCGAUUGGGAGAAAGAAUAUAAUAUUUUCCUUGCUGAGUGGACAGAAAAGAGUCUCACAAUCGAUGAGCUUUGGCCUAUCCCCCCCGAGUUGGCCGAUGUGGACAUUGUCCGAAAGCGACGGAGGAUAGAUCAAUGGUUGGAAAACGUUGAUGAAUUUGGAACUAUGAUCUUUGCAGUAACAGGUUGUACGCACGGUUGUUGA
Penicillium alfredii is the source of this 1326-nucleotide messenger RNA. Its product is annotated as Zn(II)2Cys6 transcription factor domain-containing protein. Gene Ontology annotation, biological process: regulation of DNA-templated transcription. Gene Ontology annotation, molecular function: DNA-binding transcription factor activity, RNA polymerase II-specific; zinc ion binding. NCBI's taxonomy places the organism in Eukaryota, Fungi, Ascomycota, Eurotiomycetes, Eurotiales, Aspergillaceae. The record is from RefSeq and is a predicted model, not a curated record. The transcript has a single exon. Bases 1 to 1326 code for a protein of 441 amino acids.